AUGGGUCGGCAGCCGUGCUGCGACAAGGUGGGGCUGAAGAAGGGCCCGUGGACGGCGGAGGAGGACCAGAAGCUCGUCAGCUUCAUCCUCCUCGGCAACGGCCAGUGCUGCUGGCGCGCCGUCCCCAAGCUCGCCGGGCUGCUGCGGUGCGGGAAGAGCUGCCGGCUGCGGUGGACCAACUACCUGCGGCCGGACCUCAAGAGGGGCCUGCUCUCCGACGCCGAGGAGAAGCUCGUCAUCGACCUGCAUGCUCAGCUCGGCAACAGGUGGUCCAAGAUUGCGUCGCACUUGCCAGGGCGAACGGACAACGAGAUCAAGAACCACUGGAACACCCACAUCAAGAAGAAGCUCAAGAAGAUGGGGAUCGACCCGCUCACCCACAAGCCCCUCUGCCCGUCGUUGUCCCCUGAUCCGCAGCAGCUGCAGAGCCCACCGCCCACCGCCACCACCGCUGGCUCGCCGGAAGCGCAGCCAUCGCCGCCAUCUCCGUUACGGAAGCCUCCAGAGCAGGAGAAGACAGCCGCAGCACCGGUGACGCCACCGCCGGCGGCGACGACAGCUAGCCAGCAAGAACUAGCAGGCGACGAUGACGAGACGCUCCUUAGCAACUCUCCAGGCUUCUGCACCGACGAGGUACCCAUGAUGCACCCGGACGAGAUCAUGGCGCCACUAAGCGGCGACCUGCAGACACCGCCAUUGCCGACGUCGACGACGACUUUCUCACCGCCCGCCGGCGCCGCCGCUGCCGCCGUCUCGACGCCCACGACGUCCUACUCUGCAGCCUCGGCGUCAUCGUCUUCCUGGAGCCGCGACGAGGAGGCGCUGUUCCCGCUCAUGUACAUGGAGUUCCCGGUCCCGGAGAAUAUGUUCCAGAUGGGGCUAGACGACAUGGUCCCGUCGUGGGACGACUCCUUGGCGCAGCCACCGCUGUCGCCAUCGCUGCCGGUCUACGAGGACUAUGCGUACCAGCUGCAGAUGAGCGGCUUUGCGUUUGACCCGGAGCCAGGGAACAAGAUUCAGCUCUUCAAUAGCUAUUAA
This is a messenger RNA of Miscanthus lutarioriparius, 1038 nucleotides long. The record is from the annotation of a GenBank genome assembly. NCBI's taxonomy places the organism in Eukaryota, Viridiplantae, Streptophyta, Magnoliopsida, Poales, Poaceae.